AUGGAGGGCUCCCACGGAAACCUCGAGGAGGAACUUCAGAGGCUUCGAUGGCACGAGCUCGCCACCUUUUUCCACGGCCAGGGCCGGGGGGAUGCAGAUGACAUCCUAAACUGGUUGCAGCGUGACAACGUGCAGGACUGGAUUGCCCACUACUGGUUUCGUGGAGCCACACCAGACGAGCUGCGGAAAGACAGCCCAGAACAGUUCCAGGAACUUCGUUGCUUGGCGGAGUUGGUCCUGCAGACCUCUGGGCUGCAGAACAUGCGUGAGGGCCGGAACCCAGAUGUGCAGGCCUACCGCGUAUUUUCCGACCCAUUGCCUGUGGUGCAUCGGCCACUGCUUGUCUACGCUGGGACUUCACUGCUAUGCCCACUGAUCUCUUACAAGGUGCUCGACUUCAUUCCGAAGCGCAGUCCCCAAGAUAUCCCGCCUGUUGAAGGGAGCCUGUUGCUGCUAGCAUGGAAGUGUCACAAGAGAGCCGAGGUGAUGCAGUGGCUUGGAUUCCACAGGGAGCGCUCCGGCGGGCUGUGUUACUGGAAGCGUCCUCGACGAAUUGAUGUCGAUCCCCGCGACGAUGUCUCUGCCCCAAGACCCCGCCGCGCUCCCCCGCCCCACCGCAUCGGCGAGUUCCUUCGCUCUGCCCAAGCCAAGCGCACCCUGCGAGCGGCGGCCCCCCGACUCCGCGGCACCUUCCGCGCCAUGCAUCAGUGGGGGGUGGAAACGCCUGGCGGAGCGGAGGCCUUGGUGCACUGGCGCAACACCAUCGAGACGUUGGUGCUUCGCGGCUGCACUCCCCUGAUGGUUGCCUUCGACCUCGACCUUGCCAACAUGUUCGGGGGCAUCGAGUGGCCUGAAAUUCGCGCUGCCGUGCAUCGGCAUUUUCCAGAAGCCGCUCCUUGGGUGACAUGGUGCCACGCAGAACCAAAAAAGUCCAGCUCCCUUGCGGCACCGAGCAUCCCGUCACCCGCGGCGCAGGUCAGGGAGACGUCUACGGCUCUGCACUCGGCUCCCUGGGCUUGGGCGACCGCCUGA
This is a messenger RNA of Symbiodinium necroappetens, 1032 nucleotides long. The record is from the annotation of a GenBank genome assembly. NCBI's taxonomy places the organism in Eukaryota, Dinophyceae, Suessiales, Symbiodiniaceae.